This is a messenger RNA of Fusarium oxysporum Fo47, 2046 nucleotides long. Its product is annotated as CHAT domain-containing protein. The record is from RefSeq and is a predicted model, not a curated record. The transcript has 5 exons. Lineage: Eukaryota; Fungi; Ascomycota; Sordariomycetes; Hypocreales; Nectriaceae. The coding region runs from base 1 to 2046 and encodes 681 amino acids.
AUGGCAGUGCAAAUGUUUGAGAAAUGGCGGCUACCGGACAUGCUAUCUGAUGCGAAGUUGGCACUCGCAACGGCUAUGACGUCGGAAACGCCUGGACCUAGUCAUGAGGCGGCCAUCCAGAUACUGAAGGAGUCACUACGACUUGAUGAGAAGCGCAAUGAUGUGCAACGCCAACUCAAGAAACUCGAAACCAUCGUCAGUCUAGUGGGAUGCUUAGCCAGAGCGGAUCAGGGUGACCGCCACAAGGAACUCCAAAGCUAUUGGAUGGGGGAAUCGGAGCGAAUCGGAGAAAGAGAAUUGGGACCUUACAGCGCUCCCCUGGAGUUUAUUCUUCAUGUCUCACAAGCGCUUAAGUCUCUCGGCCAGAAUCAAGACGGACAAGAAAGCAAUAUUGCCUAUGCUGAGGCUUUGCGGUACCUUGAGAUCGGGGAGUCCAUCUCGGAACGAUUGCGACGGGACCUUUGUUUGUUGUCGGGUUUGGAGUCAUUGCGCAAAAAUCAGCUGCUUGUCGCUUCUGCCACUCAUGAUGAUAUCUUUAAUCAUGCUCUAGCACUCACAUUCGCACCAGGUGAUGCCGAGAAGAUGUGGCGACGGACCCAGAGAGCGAAAGCAAGGGCAUUGUCCGACUUGAUUUCGACGAGUAUGGAACUGGAACGUGUUCGCUCGAUGAUGAAGGAACAUCCGCGCCUCGGCCGUCUACUUGCCUCGAGAGCGGGCAAGACCGAUCUGCAGGAUCUCCAAUGGCUUUUUGGAAAUGGAAAAGAUUGGGAUAUUUCGCCCGGCUCCAAAGUUGUAUUAGUCGACUGGGUUAUUAUAGGUGACAAGAUUGUAAUGGUCACACUGGAUGCGAGGCUCGAGCCGCAGAUGUCAGUGCUCGACAUGGCAUUAACUCACGUGCGUGUGUGGAAGCAGAGAUACCUGUCCUCGCACACGUCGCUGGUGUCAUCGGAGAGGCUACUCGAAGAAGGAACACUUGACAAGCUCAACGGCCUUGUUUCCAGACUUUCACAGUGUACACAUGAGGGCGAUCUGCUCGUCUUUUGUCCGACGAGAACCUUGCAUGCCAUCCCCUUGCACGCGUUGAAGAUAGAAGGCGUGCCUGUGAUCUGGAGGAACCCCGUGGUAUAUACAGCGAGCGUAUCACUACUCAGGCAAUGUUGUGAGAGAGCCAACUCGAAACUACACGAGAGAGCUGGGGGAUUAAGAACCGCCUUCUUCUCAGCUUACGAAGACCAUACCAAGGACAAGAUCAAGAUAACACAACGCGAGGAGGCAUAUAAAUGCAUUAGAAAGCUGGCGUCUGACUUUGGCUCGGAGCCCAGGCUUGGAUGCAAUGCCAACAGGGAAAACCUGACGACAGUGGUGAAGGACGUUGACAUUCUUCAUUUUCAUGGACACACAGCGACCCAUCCCAACAUCAUCUACCAGUCUCUCGUUCUAAGCGAUGGAAAAACAUCAGAGACAAGUUCCGGUGUGCAAGAGUUUCAUCACACACAGUCUUCAUCAUCCCCCUACCGGCCAACGUUGGGGCCACACAAGGAUGCCUUCACGGUCCGCGACGCCUUUUCCCUUAACCUCAAUCUGUCACUCGCUUCCAUCGUCGCAUGCUCCUCUGGCGUGCAGAACUAUGGCACAGGGGACGAGCCGCAAGGGCUGCUCUCGGCGCUGCAAUAUGCGGGCUGUGCAACAGCCAUAGGUACCCUAUGGCCGGUUCGCAGCGAGGACGGGCGAGCAUUUACCCUGUAUUUCUUCCAGGCUGUGCGGCGCCAAGGGGACACCAUCGCGUCGCCAUGGAACCUGGCACUCUCGUUCCAGAAGGCGGUGAGACGACUCCAGGGAAGAAAGAAAGCAGGCUUGCGCUUGGAUCACCCUUAUUAUUGGGCGGCUUUUGUAAUCCACGAGGUACGUUACGAGGACAAUAUUACAGUUAUGUUAACAAAGUGGUUGGCAUCUAUUAGAUUGAAAUGGGGCGAGGUUAGUACAGCUGGCGAGCCUACCUUUAUCCCUGCCACAAAUCUGGCUUUCAGCUUAGAACAUGGUGGUUGA